Phytophthora nicotianae INRA-310 is the source of this 2205-nucleotide messenger RNA. RefSeq lists its product as hypothetical. The record is from RefSeq and is a predicted model, not a curated record. Bases 62 to 2002 code for a protein of 646 amino acids. NCBI's taxonomy places the organism in Eukaryota, Oomycota, Peronosporomycetes, Peronosporales, Peronosporaceae. The transcript has 2 exons.
UUCAAAUUUCACAGCAUCAUCUGGCGGGAACACUUAGUGACCAUACUGAAAACCAGUCAAAAUGGACGAGGACGAAGACACCUACGGCUUCGGGUCCUUCUCGGACCUGUUCGACGCAGGGCCAACGCAGGCUGUCAAGCAGCUGGACAUGAGCGCAUUGAGUCGCUUCUGCAUGCCCGAGCGCUUGCUCUCGCGCUUUGAGCAGCAGCAGCGACGGGACAAACGCAUUGUCCUGUAUCAGCACGUGGCUGCAAAGUUCGACGGCGUUCGUAUCGAUGGCGGUUUGGGCGCGCUGGGCGUGGCACCGCUCGAUGGCGGUGGAGUUGUAUGGCUGCAGACGACGCAAUCGGACUCAGAUGUGCUGGAACGACGUAAGAAGGAGCUACAGGACAUCACAAAUCGCCAGGACCAAGGAGACCUCAAGUCGGCGGCUGCGCUGUUCGUCUCCAUUAAGCACGUCGCUACAGUGCAGCCCACUACAGUGCAGAAUACAGUGCAGGGCGUAGAGAUGAAGCUGGUAGACGGCAACCGCCUCGAACUCACCUUCAUGCCCGGACCUUUUGCAGAUUCCAAGCAUCGAGAUGAAUUUCUGAAGACUCUGAAAAUGCAGAUGAAUAGCGGCAAUAAGAACACACGUGAAACUGUGGAUAAUGCAGCAGCUCACACUCCUAGUCGACGUCGUGAUGCUACGCCGGAAUCUAGGAGGAAAACUGUAAGCUCGAAGACCAAGGAGAAGGAAAAGUACCGCCAGCUUGUGCGGAGAUAUACCAAGUUGGACCCGGUGAGUGCUGAAGCACUUGCAAUCGCCAAGCAGGUGUAUGCAGGAACGGGGUAUUAUUUAGGACCCACGACGAGAAAUAUGCCCAAGUUCUCGGAAGACUCGGAAUAUCGCAAGAAAACAGUGGAGAAGCUGUCGGAUGCUCUGAAUCGGAUGAACCAGGAGUGGAGCGAGGCAGAUGCGCAUCGGGAGCUGCAUACGAAAGCCAAACAUUCUAGAAAUGAGGAUGAUUUAUUCGAGUAUGCAGACACAGUCACAGGUGCACAGAUCCCGACCCGGACGUAUGAAGAGCGGUAUCUGGAGUACGUGAAGGCACACGAGGUCAACCCUGUGAUUCACAUGUUUCCUGUGCAGAAGAGAACAGCAAAUGGAAAGGAAGCGAAACCACUGCGUGGCUCCGUGUCGGCCUCAUCACUAGGACCUAACGACAACUCACGAUCGCUUUUCAUGAAGACACUAGGAAUCGACAUUUGCUCAAGUUUGGUCAUUGAUAGUGAUUUCUUCUCAGACGGCGGACCGUCGGGUGCAUCAAUGUACAGAAGUGAGGAUGUGGCAUUUCAAGCUGCAGUGAAUAGUGCUCGGACGAAUCUGUGGAAGAGUUGGGGCGUAGCUUUUGCUCGCGUUGGACAUGAUCACCCCAAAAGCCAAGCUCAGUCAACAAACGGUGUUCCAGGUCAAUCAACAACGCGAAAACGGCCUAGAGAGAGGAGACAAAGUCUGGCGUUACCUACUUCGGAUGAUCUUCAAUCAGCUGUUGAAACCAAGAAUUCACGAGAUGCGAAUGAUACAGCUUCAAACGGAGGCAACUCGCAUGAGUCACGUACAAAACGCAGUCGAUCCAACACAGCCCCGAAGUCUCGACGCAAGGCUCGCAGACAGAGUAUCGUAAACACGGUGGAUUUACCUUCGAUUGUGGGAAGUGAAGCUGAGGACAGGGCGACUGCUGUAAAACGCAAGACACCACAAUUAUCUCGCAAGUCUCCACGGCCAAGGCAUCCUGCUACUGGUUAUGCUCGUGAGGCCAGCUCUCUCGAGAUGGUAGAAAAUGAUGAUCCAAGUUUGUGCAAACUCUGUUACAGCGAAGAAGCGCUAGUGCACAUGAAGCCUUGCGAUCACGCCGUGUGUAGCGCGUGCUGGUCGCGAUUGCCUCCAGCAUCAGGGAAGAACGGGACGGAAUUGCGUCGCGUGUGUCCCUGGGAUCGCGAGGUGGUAACGAAACGGUAGCAGUAUAACAAGUUGCAGUAUUUGCGAGAAACUUGAGGGGAGUUUCAGUAUUGACUACUUGGAGCUUGUGCGUCGAAGCCUUAGGUGAUAUGGCUGGCCAGCAUGUGGCUGAUCAUUCGAGAGGUAAGCGUGGACAGCACGGUGUGCUGUCGCUUCAGAAGGUUAAGGCUAAUGUGCGCUUCUUACAGAUUAUCGACGACUGA